Messenger RNA from Didymodactylos carnosus, 559 nucleotides. Lineage: Eukaryota; Metazoa; Rotifera; Eurotatoria; Philodinida; Philodinidae. The record is from the annotation of a GenBank genome assembly.
UGGCGAAGACGCGCUAAGAUCUCAACCGCACGGAUCCGUCAUACAAGGUAGGCGACCUCGUUUAUGUGAAGGCCUGUGUCGGUCGCUCAAAGCUCGACGAGAGACGAGUGGGUCCCUGCAAGGUGAUCGAAGUACAAGAGGAGCAGCAUUACCUCUUAGAAGAUUCCGCAAAAAGAGACCGGGCGCACGGCAAGUCAAAACGACUUCGAGGGGUGGCAAACCGAAGCUCGAACGGGCACUUCGCCUCGACGAUCAAUUAGAUUCGGUGACAAAAGGCGGCCCAAAUAGUACAAGAAUGUUUAAAAGUGACCUACGAACAUUUACUUAUCAAAUUGAACCGGAUUCACAAUUAACAAUUAUUGAAAAGUCUCCAAUAUCCGUUCAAAAUUUAUUUAAUUUUAAGGAUAAAAUACCAAAUUACUUAACGUCUGAUAUCAUUUAUAACGUUAAAUGUAAGGACUGUGGUUCACAGUAUAUGGAUAAAACUAAACGACAAGCAUGUAGACGACUCUGUGACCAUGGAUUACCUAAAGAUACCUAUGGUUCUCAAUCAUCAUAG